This is a messenger RNA of Caenorhabditis bovis, 1533 nucleotides long. NCBI's taxonomy places the organism in Eukaryota, Metazoa, Nematoda, Chromadorea, Rhabditida, Rhabditidae. The record is from the annotation of a GenBank genome assembly.
AUGCAUCUUUCCACUUUUGGUCAGGCUCAUAUCUUCAUUACGCAACCAUCGGCGGCGAUACAAUGGAAAGACACAUGUACGAACAGGAAGAUUGCCCUCGUAGCAAAAUCCUUAAUCAUUUGUUUGUUCACGCUUUUGGUCGACGGUUUUGGAGCUCCUGGAAUCAUUCCUCCCGAGUCAUUUAUUGCUGAAAGAUGGUACCCAUCAAAUUUGCCGACCGUUAUGCCACCAUGGAAAAUGCCAGGCGUGGAUAUUGAGAACUUCCGUACAGCGAGACCCCAUAAUCCUCCAGGAUCGGUAACCUCUACUACAACAUUACCAAGCCCCACCGGAUCAUUGCCGAUGCCGCCUGGAACGUCUCCAGAUAAGCCCGAGAGUACUGGACCUCAUCCACCCGGCACGCCCCCCUCUCCUCCAACUGAAGUCGAGAACACUACAGAAUCAUCGGGUUCGAUGACUCUCACUGUUACAAUGACCAAUAGCGAACCUCCAACAUUGAUAAAUGAUUCGGAUUUUGGCUCAUUGACAAUUUUGUCUCCUGACUUUGAAGACAUUACCAAGGUUGACAAUUCGACACAACCUGACGAUUUGAUGGAUCUUCAAAUGAAUUUGCACGAAAGCCUGAAUAGCCAUAUCGAGGGAAGUGCUGAGGAGGAAAUCAAUCAAGAAGUGACAAGUAUGACCACUGCCACAUCGGAAACCACUACGGUGACCACAACGACGACUGAAGAAACAACGACUACUGAAUCAACUACUACAAGUACGACAACGACAACUACAACUGAGCCAACUACUACGACGACUACAACUGAGCCAACUACUACGACGACUACAACUGAGCCAACUACUACGACGACUACAACUGAGCCAACUACUACGACGACUACAGAAAGUUCUACGACAGAGUUAACUACUACUACAACUGAACCAACAACUACUGUGGUUAUCAAGCCUGCUCAGUUAUUGCAUUCAGCCGAGUUACUUGAAGCUACCUCCAUUGAAACUACUAAAAUUGCAGAGAAAGAAUGCAAAGACAUUUUAUUCCUUCUUGAUUCCAGUGGUAAUGUCGAACAGCAGUAUGAGAAGCAGAAGCGUUACAUCGAGAGGAUUGUUGAUCAACUUGAAGACAACAAUAAACGACGCUUGGCGCUAAUCACAUUUUCCGGACGAUCACGACAGCGAAUUGUAGUGCCGCUGUCAAACGAACCAAACGCGCCCAAAUUUAUUGCAAAACUUAAAAGGGCGAGAUUCCUUCGUGGAAUCACCGCCACCGGUUCGGCGAUCUCCGCAACAACGCAAUACAUUCUGCAAAAGGGCAGAAAUGUGCAGGUUGUUGUGGUCACUGAUGGUUUCUCAUUUGACGAUGUACAACAACAAGCGGAAGCAUUGAGGUCGAUUGAUGGUGUUGAAGUAUAUGUCACUGGCCAGUACUUCCCAAUCGUAAAAAACGUGCUGGUUUCAAUUGCUGGUUCAGAUAGACGCAUCUUUUUCAACAGUAGAGAAUCAAAGCUAAUAGAUGCUUUGAAAUGUUAG